GUUCAGUUCGUGUUUACGUUUCCCCCAUUGAGCUUUAUCUAAUUUUGUGGAUAGAAGUGCACCGAGAUUUGUUUCAUUUUGAACUCAAAAUUUAACUAAGACAAAAGGAUUCAAUAAUAAUUUAAUUAAUUUCCCAACUAUAAAGGAUACAAUUUUAAUAAAGAAAAAACAAUCUUAAAAUCGUCUCUUCUGUCGGUCUGUGCGGUGGUGUGGUGCAGUGUGCUGCUGCUUCUUUCCUCAUACAAAAAGUGACGCAGUUUAGUGUGCUCUCUCCUGCUGGUUCUGAUUCCUGCUGCUGUCUUUUUUUAAUUUUUGUUGGUGUUGUUUUGUAUUACAAUACGAAACGAAUGACAGCAGCUGUCAUUUCUAAAGUCGCUUCGCGUUCAAAAAAGGAUUCGCUAUUUUGAAUAAAAAUAUUACAAAAAAAUAAGAAACAAAUUUGUUCAAUGGUUUCUUAAUUUGUUUUCUUUGAGUUUUUGUGUUUAAUUAAAAUAAAGAAAAUUUAAUUUUCUUUAAUUUGUGUGCCAAAGAUUCUCACUUUAAUUUUUGUAUGUUUCUUUUAAUGAUUUGCUGAAUAAAAUUCUGUGAUAACACAAAAAUAAAAACACAUAAAUGCUGAAUAAACAAUCUAUUUGGUGUUUUUCGUUCAAUAAUAAUUGUUUAUCGUCUUCGUCUGUUUGUUUGUUGGUCGAAUUUUAUUUAAAAUUUAAUUUUGUUUUGGUCGUGGACAAUGUGGAUUAAAUGAAGAGUCUGGGAUCAGAUAAUUACUCCGACGCCAGUGGCAUGCCUCAUUUUGGUUUAGGCGGAGGCGGUGGCGGUGGUGGCUACGCACAAACACCCCCAAGUCCGCCACAACAUCAUGGUGGUAAUGCUUUGCUACCGCCAAGUCCACCACAACAUCAUAUGGGUCUUAUGCCGGCAGCCAGGAUGGCCGGUGGAGGCAAUGGAGGUGCCGGCCUUCUGCCCAGUGGAUCUGUGGUGCCGAAUUCAAUUUAUCGGCCACACAUCGAGGACAAGAAGUUGACGCGCGAUGCAAUGGAACGCUAUAUGCGGGAGCGAAAUGACAUGGUGAUUGUUAUAUUGCACGCCAAGGUUGCACAAAAAUCCUAUGGCAAUGAAAAACGUUUCUUCUGUCCUCCCCCGUGCAUUUAUCUCUUCGGAAGUGGCUGGCGACGGCGCUACGAAGAGAUGCUGCAAAAAGGUGAAGUUGAACAAGGUGCCCAAUUGUGUGCAUUCAUUGGUAUUGGCAAUUCAGAUCAGGAUAUGCAGCAAUUGGAUUUAAAUGGAAAGCAGUAUUGCGCAGCGAAAACGCUCUUCAUUUCUGAUUCAGAUAAACGAAAACAUUUUAUGCUCUCGGUAAAGAUGUUCUAUGGCAAUGGCCACGACAUUGGAGUCUUCAAUUCCAAACGCAUCAAAGUCAUAUCGAAACCGUCCAAAAAGAAACAAUCUCUUAAAAAUGCUGACCUCUGCAUAGCCAGUGGGACAAAUGUGGCGCUAUUCAAUCGUCUCCGAUCGCAAACGGUGUCCACGAGAUAUCUGCAUGUCGAAAAUGGUCAUUUCCAUGCGAGUUCGACUCAAUGGGGAGCAUUUACGAUACAUCUCUUAGAUGAUAAUGAGAGUGAAUCUGAAGAAUUUCAGGUUCGUGAUGGUUAUGUGCAUUAUGGUGCCACUGUUAAGCUAGUGUGCUCAGUUACCGGUAUGGCUUUGCCACGUUUGAUCAUUCGCAAAGUGGACAAACAAAUGGCGCUACUAGAAGCCGAUGAUCCAGUAUCGCAGCUACACAAAUGUGCAUUCUAUAUGAAGGACACUGAUCGCAUGUACCUGUGUUUGUCUCAGGAGAAAAUCAUACAAUUCCAAGCGACGCCUUGUCCCAAAGAACCAAACAAGGAAAUGAUAAAUGAUGGUGCGUGUUGGACAAUCAUUUCGACUGAUAAAGCUGAAUAUCAAUUCUAUGAGGGAAUGGGACCUGUUUCUUCACCUGUGACGCCGGUGCCAAUUGUCAACUCUCUCAAUCUAAAUGGAGGCGGUGAUGUUGCAAUGUUAGAGUUAAGUGGUGAUAAUUUUACUCCACAUUUGCAAGUGUGGUUUGGAGAUGUUGAAGCGGAAACAAUGUAUCGAUGUACAGAGACACUGUUGUGUGUUGUUCCAGAGAUUUCACAAUUUAGAGGCGAAUGGCUCUGGGUUCGCCAGCCAACGCAAGUGCCUAUCUCGCUAGUUCGAAACGAUGGCAUCAUCUAUGCCACUGGACUAACAUUUACUUACACUCCAGAGCCUGGGCCACGUCCUCAUUGCAAUCAGGCCGAAGAUGUUAUGCGUACGAGACACAAUAACAAUAACAUCAGUACAAUGAGCAACAACAACGCUUCGAUGAAUAAUCACCAUCAACAACAAACGCAACAACAGCAGCAGCAACAACACCAAUCGCUGCCUUCUAUAUCCGAUGUCCAAUGGAAUACACAUGGUGGGCUUCCUUGAGGUAUUAUUCAGCAAUUAAAACAUGCUUGUAUUGCUUUGGCAUUUUCUCUAAUCUCGAAUUUGAUUUUCCUAACUGAAAAUUGUAUUUUAUAGUUUUCUAUUUUUUUUCUCUCUUUUUCGUUUACUUUUUUUAAAAACAAGAAAAACUUUUUAUACUAUUUAUUAUGUAGCCAAUUUUCCUGAAAAUGUUUGUUUGGUUCCAAAGAAAAAAGCACCACUGAAUGUUUUACCGAUUGAUUUUUGUUUUUCAAAUUCAGGAAAACAAACAACGUUUUAUUUUCUCUAUUCCAUUGUCACUUUUUGACCUAAACUCUAUCUUUUUAGUAUUAAGGUACCUUCUAUAUAUCUGCUUAAAAAAUGAUACUAUAUAUGUAAUGUAUGUAUUUUUGUUUAAUAUUGAAAAAAAAACUUUCUUUUUGAUAUAAAUUAUUAUACAAACUAUAACAAAAAUAGAAAUCUAUUUUGCAUAUAAAACAUACAAGAAAAACAUAUUUUUUACAAAAUAAAAUAACAAAAAUAAGACAAAAGAACUUCAUACUUAGCCUAAGUGAUUUAAAAAUUAAAUAAAAUGAUAAAUGACAUUAAAAUGUUAAAACGACAUAAACAAAAACGAAAUAACUGUAUAUAUAGUUUUAUACAAGAAAAUCUGAUAUGUUUCUUCAAAAAUUGCGUAUUACUGAAACAAAAACAAUGAACAAAGAAACUUAUAACUAAGAGAAUCUUAUAAAAUAAAUUAUUUUGUAAAAAAAGUA
Eupeodes corollae is the source of this 3227-nucleotide messenger RNA. RefSeq names its product suppressor of hairless protein (gene Su(H)). NCBI's taxonomy places the organism in Eukaryota, Metazoa, Arthropoda, Insecta, Diptera, Syrphidae. The transcript has 5 exons. The coding region runs from base 742 to 2475 and encodes 577 amino acids. Gene Ontology annotation, biological process: regulation of transcription by RNA polymerase II. Gene Ontology annotation, cellular component: nucleus. The record is from RefSeq and is a predicted model, not a curated record. Gene Ontology annotation, molecular function: RNA polymerase II cis-regulatory region sequence-specific DNA binding; DNA-binding transcription activator activity, RNA polymerase II-specific.